GGAGCGGAUUCAUCCUGACGCACAAAAAGGAGGAGUGGAGCGCAGUGCGUAACAGCAAAAACAACCAAGUUUCCUCUCACUUGGUUCACUUUAGGACUAAUCCACGAUCAGGAGAAUCCGCUUUGAGUAUUUCUUUUUCUUUCCUGUGUGAAAUAUUAAGUUAAAAUAUAAAAAAUAACAAUAAAGAACGGGACCGGCUGAGCGGACGCUGCCUGACACUCACAGCCGCUUCUUCGCUCAUCACCUGCGGCUCGCAUUUUACGCACGUCCCGCAGGAUUUAGACUCGGUGGAAAAGUUACUGCGUGGGAUGUUUGACCGUGGGUUUUGAGUCUGCAGCUUCUGAAAAUGCUGCCUGUGGAGUUGGAUGCUGUUCGUGGAGGUUUCAUCCCGUAGGCUGCUCUCUGGGACCGUGCGUCUCUGUUUUGGAUAUAUCGGCGCUGCUGGACAGCCUCGUUUGACAAACUGAUUUAACAAUAAAAACAAACUGUGAUCAACCUCAUUUACCUAUGAAAGAUCUGACUAUAUGAUGGAGCACCGUCCGACUGUGGCUGUCCUGCUGGUUUUAUUUGUGCUCAGAACUUUGGCAUAUGGUUCCCGACCCCGAUUAGAGGAUGCACCCCCUCGGAUCUUGGAGCACCCGUCCGAUCUGAUUGUGUCGAAGGGCGAGCCGGCCACCCUUAACUGCAAAGCGGAGGGAAGGCCGACUCCGAUGGUGGAAUGGUACAAGGACGGCGAGCGCGUGGAGACGGAUCGAGAAGAUCCUCGAUCCCACCGGAUGCUCUUACCCUCCGGCUCCCUCUUCUUUCUGCGAAUCGUACACGGGAGGAGGAGCAAACCCGACGAAGGUGUCUAUGUGUGUGUGGCUCGGAACUACCUGGGUGAGGCCGUUAGUCGCAAUGCGUCGCUGGAGGUGGCAAUUCUGAGAGACGACUUCCGUCAAACUCCCAGUGAUGUGGUUGUGGCAGCAGGUGAACCAGCCGUCAUGGAGUGUAUCCCACCCCGAGGACAUCCCGAACCGACCAUCUCCUGGAAGAGGAACAACAUCCGAGUCAACGACCGGGAUGAGAGGAUCACUAUCCGAGGAGGAAAGUUAAUGAUUUCCAACACAAGGAAAAGUGAUGCUGGCAUGUACGUAUGUGUUGGAACCAACAUGGUGGGAGAAAAAGACAGCGAUCCGGCAGAAUUAGUGGUGUUUGAGAGGCCCGUUUUCACCAAGCAGCCGGUGAACCAGGUGGUGUUAGCAGAUGAUACGGUGGACUUUUUCUGCGAGGUCCACGGAGACCCGACUCCAACCAUUCGCUGGCGUAGAGAGGAGGGAGAAUUGCCCCGGGGCAGGUUUGAGAUCCGCAGCGACAACAGUUUGCGUCUGACUCAGGUGCGAGCUGAAGACGAAGGCACUUACACUUGUGUGUCAGAGAACAGCGUGGGCAAAGCCGAGGCUUCUGGGAGUUUGCAAGUGCAUGUCGGUCCAUUUAUGCCCCCUCAGAUCGUUGUCCGUCCACGGGACCAGAUCACAGCUCCGGGUCGCACCGUAACCUUCCUCUGCGGCACGAAAGGAAACCCUCCACCUGCUGUGUUCUGGCAGAAAGAAGGCAGCCAGAUCUUGCUCUUCCCCAUUCAGGAACCAACACAGUCGGGUCGGUUUUCUGUGUCUCUAAGCGGCGAGCUGACCAUCGCCGACGUCCACGUUGAAGACUCUGGCUACUACAUCUGCCAGGCCAUCAGCGUGGCCGGCAGCAUCCUGACCAAAGCCCUGCUGGAGGUGGAAAGUGCGCCCUCUGACCGCGUCCCACCCAUCAUCCGCCAGGGCCCGGCCAAUCACACCUUAGCGCCCGGUUCCACUGCCCAGUUACACUGUCACAUCAUGGGCAACCCCAUUCCCAGCAUCCAAUGGGAGAAGGAUGGACAGAGGAUCCUGGGAAACGACGGACGAGUCAGUUUGAUGGAAAACGGCACGUUCCAAAUCACCAACCUCCAGGAAACCGACUCCGGGGUUUACACCUGCGUGGCUUCCAGCUCCAGCGGAGAGACGAGUUGGAGUGGAGUGCUCACCGUCAAAGAGAGUGCAGAGGCAUCGGUAGCUCAGGCCACGGAGCCGUUUCAGUUGCCAGGUCCACCACAUAAACCCAUAGUCACAGAUGUAUCAAAGAACAGUGUCACACUGACCUGGCAACCCAACGCCCACGAGGGAGGAGCGGCCGUCACCUCCUACAUCAUCGAGGCUUUCAGCCAAUCAGCCGGCAGCACCUGGCAGACUGUAGCCGACAUGGUCAAGAUGGAGACGCACACAAUAACGGGCCUCCUCCCGAACACCAUCUACCUGUUCAUCGUCCGAGCCGUCAACGCUUACGGCCUGAGCGACCCCAGCCCCAUCUCCGAGCCCGUCCGCACGCAAGAUGUGAGCCCCACCGGUCAGGGGGUCGACCACAGGCAGGUGCAGAGGGAGCUGGGGGAGGUGGCGGUUCAGCUCCAGGAGCCCGUCACAUUAUCACCGGCAUCCAUUCGUGUUUCCUGGACUGUUGAUCGUCAGUCUCAGUACGUUCAGGGAUAUCGCCUCUUCUACCGACCCAGCGGGGGAAACUGGCUCCUCCAGGACAUCAACGCCCCCUCUGAGCGCAGCACCGUCCUCACCAGCCUGCUCAAAGGGACGGAGUAUGAAAUAAAAAUCCGACCCUAUUUCGACGAAUUCCAGGGCAAGGACAGUCGAACGUUACUGGUUCGGACGCCAGAGGAAGUCCCCAGUGCCCCGCCGAGAGCUGUUACAGUGGCAACGGUAAAGCUGAGCAACAGCUCCAGCAUCAGUGUCUCCUGGGAGCCUCCACCCAGCGAGAUGCAGAACGGCAUCAUCCAGGAGUACAGGGUUUGGUGCGUGGGCAGCGGCACCGACAACCAGACGCGCUACUACAUCAACAGGACUGUGGACGGCAACACACUGUCCACCAUGUUGAAGGGUCUCAUGCCCGGCAUCCUCUACCAGGUGGAGGUGGCAGCGGUGACCAGCGCCGGCAUCGGCACGCGAAGUCAACCAGUGUCGGUCCUUAUCAAACUGCCAGCUGAACAGCCCUCCACGCCAGGCGACGGAGGCGGUAGCGGCACCAGCGACGGCGGCGAGGAGAGCAGUGUGAGUCUGGCCGAACAGAUUACAGACGUGGUCAAGCAGCCGGCGUUCAUCGCGGGCAUCGGCGGAGCCUGCUGGGUCAUCCUCAUGGGAUUCAGCGUCUGGAUCUACUGCCGGCGCAAAAAGAGAAAAGAGCUGAGCCACUACACGGCCUCCUUUGCUUACACGCCAGCAGUUGGGUUUCCUCAUGGAGAAGGAUCAGGACUUAAUGGAAGGCCCGGCGUGUUGGGAGGCAGCAUGGGAAACUACCCGUGGUUGGCCGAUUCCUGGCCCACCACCAACCUGGUCCACAGUGGGAAAGAAGCCGUCAACUGCUGCACCACCAACCACAACACGGCCGAGAGAUACUACAACGAAGCAGGAAUCUCCAACUACCUGAAUCAAACUGAGAAGUACAGCAUGGGGGGUUCAACCGAGGGUCCCAUCUACAGCACCAUCGACGCCACCAGUGAAGACCUGCACAGCUUCACCUACGCCCAGCACAACUCCACCACCCCCUACGCCUCCACCUCCAUCAUGCCUUUCACCAACCAGGCUCAAGCUCCAGCUCACGGUGGAGAACAACAGGGUGAAGGACACUGGAUCGCCCAGCCCGGACCCUCUGGAGCCCAGUACGCCCAACCGGACCGCUGCAAUGGGAAGCCCAAGCAGAAGGCGAUGGGUAAGGCGGUCAAAACCCCAUCUUUGACAUGGAUGGAGGCGUUACCCCCACCCCCUCCACUCGGAGAGCUGGAACAGUGUGAUCAGGACGAAGCGCAUUCAGAACACGAGGACAUGGACAUCGGGUCGGAUGAGGAGUGGUGCCCCCCACUCCCAGAGAGGACCUACCUGAUGGAAGGAUGUGAGGACGGCCCCUGUCCCACUCAUAGGAACAACGCCUCCUCUCCUGCCACCUCCUACAGUCACCAGUCCACCGCCACGCUCACCCCGUCACCCCACGAGGAGACGAGAGCCCCCCACGACCUGCCGCGAUUCAACCAGCAAGACGGCCAGCAGCGCAGACGGUUACCCUGCGGUCCGGUGCCAGUUCCCCAGGCGCCGAGCCCAUCGCUCACCCAGUCCAACCCCUGCCUCUCCGGCCAACAGCAUCACGGCUCAUCAGAGGCUGGAACGCUGCCGUGCCAAAGUCCUGCCCAUCGCUGCCUCCACGGCCAGGGGGCAGCGCUGAAUGAAGACACCGUCAGCUCCACUACACCCGUGCAUAGUCGUUCUCCUGCAGAUACGUGCACUCCCCCCAGCCAAAAAUCCAGAGUGAAGAAAAAGAUCUCAAAAAGUUCAGGAUACAGACGAGAAAUACAAGGAGACCUGCCCCCACCCCCUGAGCCCCCCCCAGAUGAGGACCGGUUGCAGGGCCCAUCAGGGUGUGCGGAGAGCGGGAACAUGGCCAACGGGGCCGUGUCGUCCCUGGAGAGAAGCGAACACAGCAGCAGCAGCCACCAAAGGAAAGGCUCAGGACAAAGACCCGCCGACAAUGAUGAGAUAAUGCCAUAUGGCAGUAAGACUGGCUACCUUUCUCGGAAUCAGAUGUCUAGUAACUGCUCGACGACCGGAAGUUCUUCGUCCAGAGGCUCCACGGGGUCCCGGGGGCUCAGCUCCGCCAGGAAACACAACGAGGAGAUGAGAUAAGGUCAGAGUGCUUCUGCCAGUGGACCGUCGACGCCUCCAUCAUCCACCAUCGUCGCAUGUGGACGCAACACGCUGAACAUGAGGCUAGUUUCCGGUUUUGGGAUUCCACACUGUGUCAUUGUUGUGAACGACACACCAAUGGACUUCACAUCUCAGUUUUAGGUAUUAUACUAUGAUUAUUUAUGAGCUCUCAAGUUCACUCCUCUCCCUUGAUUUGUAAAUACCUGUGUCUGUACUGUUCUUUUGUGGGCUCUGGAUACAGGGAAAGAGACGUAUAUUGUAUUUAUGAUGAUUAAAAAAGAAAAAUCACAAAUGUAAACAAAAAAAACAAAAAAAAACAGUCUGUUACUUAUAAAAAGCUCAUGUCUUCUUCUUGAAUGUGCCAACUUUUUUUGUCAAAAUGUAUACUUUUUUGGAGAAGCAUUAACUACUGUUGCACUCUUGUUGUAAUGGCAAAACAACAGAAAAUAUGAAGCACAAAGUGUGUUUGUCGGGAUGAGAGGGGCGGUCGGAAAAGCCAAAACGAGCAGGUUCUCGCUCCUGGAAGGACGCCUCGGCCGGAGCGCUCCCCCCACCAGGACUCCCUGCACCCAUGUAGUCCGCUAAGAAUGUCAUACUUUUCUAUGUUUCCUUCAGUUUCUGCAGCGAAAUGUUCCGAUGUGCCAGCAGACAUGACAGGCUUUAUAAAAGUUUGAUUGUAACCCCCCACCCCCGUUCCCUGCUCCCAUCCUGUACCCCGCCCUUGUUCGUCUGAGGGACCAUUUGCUGCAGUCGUGCGAUGAAAAUUUACAUAUACUCCUUCCAAAACAAACAAAAAAAGUGUCUGUGGACUGACUUUUUGUACUCUUGUUGUUUUGUAAAAGUAAAAUAAAAUACAUUUGCUGAAUGAA
Messenger RNA from Sphaeramia orbicularis (orbiculate cardinalfish), 5635 nucleotides. RefSeq names its product roundabout, axon guidance receptor, homolog 3 (Drosophila) (gene robo3). The transcript has 28 exons. Gene Ontology annotation, molecular function: protein binding. NCBI's taxonomy places the organism in Eukaryota, Metazoa, Chordata, Actinopteri, Kurtiformes, Apogonidae. The record is from RefSeq and is a predicted model, not a curated record. Bases 525 to 4745 code for a protein of 1406 amino acids.